GCUUCGCGCGGGGGACAUUGCAGUCGAGCUUCAGGAACUGGUGGCGUCCCUGCGAAGCGAAGCGCAGAGACUGGAGGCAGUCGAGGGUGCACCACUCCCUGUGCCUGCUGCAAGCAUCGUGGACCUGAUCAACCACCUUAUGGUGUCCAUGCUGAACGAAGUCAAAGAGAUGCAGUUGGCAACCGUGAAAUUCUGA
This is a messenger RNA of Symbiodinium pilosum, 196 nucleotides long. The record is from the annotation of a GenBank genome assembly. NCBI's taxonomy places the organism in Eukaryota, Dinophyceae, Suessiales, Symbiodiniaceae.